GAGAAGGACUUCAUGGUGGCUCGCGGGAUAGUGCGGGAGGCUCGUGAAACCAUGGAAUCCCAGCAGCUGAAGCUGAAGGAAGUGCGGGAUCGCCUGGACAGAGUGUCUCGUGACGAUGUCCAGUAUUUGGAGCUCGCCACUCUGGAGCAUAAACUUCUGCAGGAAGAAAAAAGAUUAAGAACUUCAUACAUCAACGCCGAGGAGUCGGAAAGAGAGAAGUUCGCUCUUUUCUCCGCCUCCGUGAGGGAGAGUCACGAAAAAGAGAGGACCAGAGCCGAGCGGACUAAAAACUGGUCCGUCAUCGGCUCCGUACUGGGGGCCCUCAUCGGGGUCAUGGGAUCAACUUAUAUUAACCGCAUCCGGCUCCAGGAGUUGAAGAAUUUGCUCCUGGAAGCUCAGAAGGGACCAAUCAGCUUACAGGAGGCGAUCCACGAGCACGCGUCCGUGCACCAAUCCCAGCAGAAGGAUUUGGGAGACCUCAUUGUAGCAUUAAGAAACAAGGUACCUGCUGACCUGCCGCCAUCUCAAGACCCUCAGAGUGCCAACAUGGGGUCUUCGGCAGUGGAUCAGGUGUUAUCGGCCAUUAAGGAGCACAUGGCCUAUACUAAAGAAUCCGGGAAAAGCUUGGAAGGUUUGCAGCAGAUCUGUGGGGACCUGGAGAAGAGUCUUGGUAAGGUGGCAACUGAGAUGCAGAAUGCAAAGUCCAAGGUUUCCUUGAAGACCACAGAAGGGUCGGUCCUCAGCCCUGGUGGCGGAGGGCAAGGAGGUUCCCUCCAGGACGUUAUACUUGAAUUAUCUGAGGCCGAGCAGAGGCUGGGCUCCCAGAUCAAUAGGAAUUCCCUGUACAGCACGGCGCUGACAUGCACCGCACUCGCUGUCGCAUUCCCAGUAUUGUACGUUUUACUUAAAGGAAAUUAAACCACCACGAAUAAAAGAAUCCUACAAGGAGCAAUG
Molecule: messenger RNA, 954 nt
Organism: Bufo gargarizans (Asiatic toad)
Lineage: Eukaryota; Metazoa; Chordata; Amphibia; Anura; Bufonidae
Product: mitochondrial potassium channel-like
Exons: 2
Coding region: 13-918 (301 amino acids)
Source: RefSeq, a predicted model, not a curated record